Hippoglossus stenolepis (Pacific halibut) is the source of this 455-nucleotide messenger RNA. Its product is annotated as lipopolysaccharide-induced tumor necrosis factor-alpha factor homolog. Bases 44 to 331 code for a protein of 95 amino acids. The record is from RefSeq and is a predicted model, not a curated record. The transcript is spliced from 4 exons. NCBI's taxonomy places the organism in Eukaryota, Metazoa, Chordata, Actinopteri, Pleuronectiformes, Pleuronectidae.
AGACCUUCUUGUCGGUGAAAAGUCACAGUCAGGAAAUCUGGAGAUGGAGAAGGGACACCCACCACAGGUCUCAGCUCCACCAUACCCUGGACCACCCAUGAACGAUGGAGGUAUGGUACAUCCGCAAGAAAUGUACCCUCAGCCGGGACUUUCACCAGCUGCACCUCCACCUGUUGUUUAUCAAGGAGUCCCAACAACCUCAGUCACUCAUGUGGACGUGACACCUGCACUGCAGGACGCCCCAGGACAAAUGCUGUGUCCUAAAUGCCACCAGACUGUGGUCCCCACCACGGAGCACAAAGCAAACCUCCUGACGUGGGCCGUCUGCUGAGGCCUCACCAUCUUUGGGUAAAAGUGAUCGUUUUGAUUCAAACUUUCUGCACAUAGUUUCAAUUGGAGGAUAUCUUAUGGAAAACACAGGGAGACAUAUUAAAGUAUAAUCUGAAAUUAUGUCA